Molecule: messenger RNA, 786 nt
Organism: Fusarium vanettenii 77-13-4
Lineage: Eukaryota; Fungi; Ascomycota; Sordariomycetes; Hypocreales; Nectriaceae
Exons: 2
Coding region: 1-747 (248 amino acids)
Source: RefSeq, a predicted model, not a curated record
AUGGCUCGUCACUUUGUCGCCCUCCUCGCGGCCUUUGGUGCCCUCGGCGCUAAUGCUGCCGUCUGCCGGCCCUCUAGCUUGACGACCGUAGCCACCACUACCACAGAGGCAUCUUCAACCGUCAGCGUGGGAUCCUCCACGGUUACCGAGUCCUCCACCGUCAGCAUCGAGUCCUCCACAACCAUCACCGAGGCUUCUACCUCCACCCAGGAGUCUUCAACCAUCGCCAGCACCACCGCCACAACCUCUUCCGCUGAAGUCUGUGUCGAAACACAGAUCCUUGUCAACCCCAGCUUCGACGACAAUGACAACGGCACCCCUUGGAUCUUUGGCGAUGGAACCCAAUUCUCCAGCGACCUGUCCCGUUCCCAGCCCUACGGCGUCCUUGCAUCUUUGACCCAGGCCGCCAGCACAAGGCAGUUCCGCCAGACCAUCCCCAGGGUCAGCCCUCACAACUACCGGCUCCAGUACUACUUGAUCAACUACAGCGCCGUCAGCGCGCCCUCUUUUGCCUGCUAUGUUACCCCAAGCAUCAACGGUCAGGAGCUCGCCCAGGGCACACAGGUCGGCACCUCGGGCCAAAUCGGCUGGAACCAGGGAGAAGCCUUCUGGAGCACGCCCAGCGAAACCGAAGAUGCUAUCGACGUCGAUGUAGUGUUCAAUGUCAGCUGCGAGGGCUCCUUCUCUGUUGUCCUUGUUGUCUUGGAUGACACCAGCCUCACACGCGUGUGCAGCGCCCAGGACUGAACAAGACCUGCUCCUGAUAGGUAACCAGGGUGGAGGGGU